This is a messenger RNA of Saccharomycodes ludwigii, 6150 nucleotides long. It is a transcript of the gene SSK22, whose product is annotated as mitogen-activated protein kinase kinase kinase SSK22. The transcript has a single exon. Lineage: Eukaryota; Fungi; Ascomycota; Saccharomycetes; Saccharomycodales; Saccharomycodaceae. Gene Ontology annotation, biological process: protein phosphorylation. Gene Ontology annotation, molecular function: ATP binding; protein kinase activity. Bases 1 to 6150 code for a protein of 2049 amino acids. The record is from RefSeq and is a predicted model, not a curated record.
AUGCCUAAUAACAACAAUAAUUCACAGGAAUAUCUGCUUUUGAAACAUGCAAAGGCGGUAAAAGAAAUUCAAAAUGAUAUCGAUGAUAUUCCCACCUGCGCUGUCAAUUCUGAUAUAUUAAAUACACGUGCUAAUAUAAAUUCUACUACUCAUAAUAAUACUAAUAAUAAUAAUACUAAUAAUAGUACAUCUACUACAACCUCCUCACCUCCUCAAAAACAAGAACUAUUUGUAGACACUUCCUUAACCAAUAACUCUAGCACAAAUAACCCGAUUCUAUUAAAUCUGGAGCCGCCACCACCAUCAUCCUCUUUACAUAGUAUGAUGAUGAGCAAUAACAGUACUCCAACAACAAUAAUCACAUCAAGUACUUUAAAUAAUAAAAGAAAAUCAAGAUCUAGAUCGUCAUCUCUUUCAUCCACCUCAUUAUUAUCACCUAAAGCAUUUUCCCCGGUAAGAAAACCAAUUUUGACAUCACAUGUUUCAAGUGGGUUUAAUUUAGGUUUUUCAACCAUUUCCGGCCCAAACACUGCUCAAAAUAAUGAUCCUACACACAGAAAAUUGUCUGCAGGCGCUUCUGGAGGGUACAACUUUACCAGUGAUCAUAGUUCAUCUACUUUAUCUAGAGAAGACUACUACGAUCUUCCAAACGAAAUUCCUAAAGUGACUUCAGAAAAUAUUCUAAAAAACAUAACUUCUAAUUCUAUUACUAGUUUGCCUAUUGCAAAACCUUCGGAUCAACAUCAAUCAGCAUUAACAACAAGCAAUAAUCUUUCUAAUGAAAAACCAUUGCAUAUGCAAAAAGAGUACGCUUUAAACGAAAAAAUUUACUUGUCCAAGUUGAGAAAGGCAGCCGCUAAAAAUAAGAACGAUGAUUAUUAUACAAGAAGAAUUAGCUUAAAUAAUUUGGAUGGUCUUAUGCGUUCUAACCACAAUUCCCGUCCUCAUGGUCCAACUCAUAACAACAGCAACACUGCUACCGCUACUACUUCUGCCACUUUUGCUUCUAGGUCAUUUACCUCAAAAAUUAAUAAUAAUCAUAGUAAUCAUAAUAAUAAUAAUAAUAAUAAUAAUAAUAAUAAAAGGAAAGGUAAAAAGAGUAAUAGUGAAAUUAUUAAAAAUGCUCAUAAUCCAUCAAUUAUUAAAAAAAAUAUUCGAGUCAAGAGUAAAAAAAAAAGCAAAGAUAGCAAUAAUAAAAAUGUCACAAAUCUGGAUGAUAAUGGGAGUAAAUUAACAAAAAAAUACCAUAAAAGUCAACAACUGCUGUCACGAGGAGACAAACUAAAGAAGAGUAGCAUAUCACUAAUUAAUGCCAGUCCAACCAGUAACAGCGGUAGGUAUAAUCUGAAGUACGGCACAAAUAACACUAAAGUAAAUAGUAUACUGUUACGGAAAGCCAAUAAUACUAGUAGUACUUCUGUUUCUAUGGAUACCCUGCAUAAUUAUGAAAAAAGUAGCCUUGAACAAAAACGGGAAGAAUCAAGAGCAAAUAGUCUUUGUGAAGUUUUAACUGAAGCUAAAAAAUCUAUUUUUGAUACUGAAGGAGGAGGGUAUAUUAAUGGGAGCCAUGAUAAUACGGAAGGAGAUACUAAUAGUAAUAAUAAUAAUAUCGAUAGCAACAGUAUUGAAGUAGGAGAAGAAUACAGUGAUGAUUAUGAUGAUGAUGAUGAUGAUAACAACGAAGACGACGACGAUGACGAUAGUUAUUACGAUUAUGAUGACUUGCAAGAUGAUGAUAGUAGUUGUUAUUAUGAUUAUGAUGAUUUGGAAAGUCUAGCCGAUGUAUAUAAUGAUGAUAUUGAUAAUAUAUAUGGUGUUGGCUUUGACGAUUUUAAUGAUUCCUCCUCUUCAGAUAUUGAAGAAAAUAACGAGCAUGAACACGAAUCCAAUGAACUUAGUACUUCAUUGUCAAAAAAUGAUAAUAUUGAUCAACAAAAUGAUAAUAUUUAUUCAACCAACAGUAGAAAAAUCGAAACACGCACAAAAAGUGGUCUUCAGACACCUGAUAAUGAUGAUACCUUGACGUUUUCAUCAUCUACUACAUCUACUGCUGAAUUUGUAUUACCGAAUGCCAAAGUUCAUCAAGACAAAACUGAUCAUCCAGUUUUAGAAAAUUUUCAAAUUAAUAAGAAAUCUUUACUAGAAAAAUUAUCGUGGAUUAAAGAUAGCGAUAACGAUAAUAAUAGUAAUGAUAAUGAUAAGGGAGAAGUAUGUUCGAAGGAUUCACUGGAGUUGUCUGUUAUUGGUCAAAAUCCUAGGGUUUUAGAAAGAUUAGAAUGGCAAAUGAUGUUGUACAAAGUUUUAAAGGGAGAUAUUGUGCGCAACGAAAAAUCCAAAUUAGCUAAACUAAAAGAGAAAUUUAAUGGCAAUACUACUUUUAAGGACACUUUAUGGAUUGAAUUGAAAGCUUGGAUGAAUGGGCACACUGUUGAAGAACAAACAAAGUCCUUGCAGAUUUUAAAGAAUACUGUUGCUGAUGAAGUUAUAGAUAAAAUUAUGCAAUAUAAAGUUGAAAAUGCUGAUAAUAAACCCAUAUUCCACUUUGUUAAUGAACUUAAAGACCUUUUAGACACAUAUUAUCAAAUCACUUCCUAUUGGCCCAACCUUAGUGAUUUACGACAGGAAAAACCUAUUACGGCAAGUUUUCAAUUUGAACAAAGAUUAGCUACAUUCAACCUUAUUGUGAAUUUGGAUAAAAAUCUAACCAACGAGGUUCUAAAUCUUUGUCAAUAUACUGAUCUAGGUAAAUAUUUUGACCCAGAAACUCAUAACUUUUUACCCAUUUGUGAAGUGGUUGAAUUUCAAAUUAAUAAAUCUCUAGCCGAUCAAAUUGUCACCGAAAGAGAUAUUGAGUUAAUCUUCCAAAAAAAAAUUUUUUUUAAACAUGCACCUUGGAUCAUCAAGUCUAAGAUAUGUUAUGUCAAAUAUGGUAACAUAUUAAAAGAAUUGGGAUUUCCGCUUAUGUUUGCUAAGAUUAGUGUUUUGUUACGGUUCCCUAUCAAAUUGAUCAAAGAAGUUAUAAAGGUUAGAUUGGAUUAUGCUGAAAAAUUGGAAAAUCCAACAAUGAUGAUGAUUGACCAAAUAAUUGACGAUAUGAGCACUUAUGUGAAAUUGGCCACACAAAUUAAGUAUACAAUUGAGAUAUACAAAAGAAAUUUUACAAAUAUUUUCCAAAUCGAUGAAGAUUUUGAUGAUGUUGUUAUUGAUGCGAUAUUAUUCAUUUUCAAAUUAUUAAAUUUGAAAUUAUUUGAUAGUUCUAAAAGUGUUUUCAGAACUUUUAAAGAGCCAGAUGAGCUAAUUAAGCAUUGGGAUAAUCUAAAGAAUAUUGGCAUAUUUUUAAGCGAAACAGCUGGUUUGAAAGUUGCAAGAGCAUUUGCCACCUUAUCGUUAAGGUUUAUGACCAAGCUACACAACUAUAUCAUUGAACUGCAGACAGAGAUACCGAAUUUUAAAAAUCAAGCUGAUGUGGAAAAAUGGUUAAGUGAGUGUUUAGAAAAUGUGGGUACAAUAAAGCGGAAAUUAAACAGAUUUAUUAACGUUUUCUCUAACUCUGUGUGUAAUAUGAGUAUUUACCAAAUUAAAAAUAAGGCAAGUUUUUUGGAUUUAUUAAAAGAUUCCGGACAUGUUUUAUUUUACACCGGUGGUAAGUUAGAAAAUGAUAAAGGUGUUUAUUUAAUUGGUAGUAGUGAGUUGAUAAACUGUUCUAAAGAAGAUAUUUUAGAAAUUUUAAAUAAUUCCCAAAUAUGUUCUGACUUGGUUCCUGUAAUGGAAGUCAAUAAUAAUUUAAACAUUUAUAACGUUAUCAAUGAAGAAAUUUUUAACGUCGACGAUGAAAAUGAUUUGUACAUGGAACAAUAUGCUAUUGAUGGUACCUACUAUUACCAUAUGGAGAUGCCGGAUUAUAUCUCUAGAAGUUUUUCUGCUGCUGCUUCAAAUCCUGGUAAAACGUCCAGAACAGUGAACAAUUUUGCUGGUGAGGUUGCUCCUGAUAUAUCUCAAAAGCAACAGUCCAAUGGUAUUGAUUUUGGGUUUGCUGAUAAUACUACUAUUAAGAAUGUUUUCAUUCAUAAUCGUGAUAGAAAUAGCAACUAUUUUGAUGAUUAUGCAAGAGAAGAAAAUGAGUUGUAUGAACUAGAAAUGAAGCUAAAGUCUUUAGGUUAUUUAAUAGUGAUAUCGCCAAAGGAAGUUUUAUUGUGGAAGGGUCGAGUUGUUAAUUUAUCUGAACCAAUAUGUGUAUCCGAAAUUAAAUUGCCUUUCAAUGCUUUUUUUAAAGGGGUCGAUAGUGUACCAAUUUCCACGAAAUCUAUGUCAAAACCUGCGAAUGCAUCCUCUUCAGUUGAUGAUAGACUUUUGUUUUUAACACAAGGUUCAUGUUAUGCAAUGGAUUACCAAAGAGAAAGAUUUGAGCAAACUUUAGAUAGCUCUGCUGAAUUUUUGGAAAGAGCCUGUUCCAUCAAAAGUAUUGAUAUAACUUUGAAAAGAAUUAAUAGAGUUAUUUAUAAAAUGGUGUAUUCUUUAUUGUCCUCUUAUCCCUCGGUCGUUGUUGAAGUUGAAAACAAACUUCCUGGUAUGGAAAUUCUAAAUAGUGGAUAUAUGUUUUGCAAGGAUUUUGCCAGGAACUUCCUCCUUCUAAACACGAGUACUAUUACCAACACAAAUAGGUCUGAGUUAAUAUUGGUAAUGAUUCAAUUAUCAAUUAGUUGGAUUAAAUUUAUUGUGAAUGAUUGUAAUCCGACUGAUUUGAAAACAUUCAGAUGGUCGGUCCUAGCGAUGGAAUUUGCGAUGCAAGUUACCUCUGGUUAUAAUAUAUUAGCAUUAGAUUCUAAAGAUUUUGCAGAUUUAAAACAACAAAUUUCUGGUUGUAUGUCGCUAUUGAUUUCCCAUUUUGAUAUUAUGGGUGGAAGGUCCCGUGCUUUAGCAGAAUCCAAGUUGUCUCAGCAACAGAAAAUGAGUGGAUCUGUAAGUAUUGAUGAGUAUGAUGAUGAUGCAGUAUUGGCGGUUAAUUCACAGAUCCGUAUGCAGAGUAUUCGCGACCUUGAGAAAAGAACUGCAAAGAAAACAAAACAUAAGGCAAAAGUUGGUAAAGUAUUGGAUGAUACGGAUAGAGAGGAUUUGUAUUUAGCCAAACUGGCUUCGUCUCUAUCUAAUGUUUCUAUUAGGUGGCAAAAAAGAUCAUUUAUUGGUGGUGGUUCAUUUGGCGAUGUCUUUUCUGCUGUUAAUUUAGACACUGGUGGUAUAUUGGCUGUUAAACAGAUCAAGGUUCAGCACAGUAAAAGUAUGGAAAAGAUAUUCCCCAGAAUCAAGGACGAGAUGACUGUUUUGGAAUUGUUGAACCACCCUAACAUUGUCCAAUAUUAUGGUGUUGAAGUUCAUCGUGAUAAGGUUAAUAUUUUCAUGGAAUAUUGUGAAGGUGGGUCAUUGGCAACUCUAUUGGAACAUGGUCGGUUUGAAGAUGAAACAAUAACACAAGUUUAUUCUUUACAAUUGUUAGAGGGCUUGGCAUACUUGCAUCAUAGUGGUGUUGUUCACAGAGAUAUUAAACCGGAUAAUAUAUUGUUAGAUUAUAGUGGUGUCAUAAAGUAUGUUGAUUUUGGUGCAGCUAAAUUAAUUACCAAGAAUGCAACAGUUGGUAAUAAUAAGAGUGAUACUCCGGUUGAAUCAAAGAAUUCCACAAAUAUUAAGAAAAAUACCGCAGGCGGUGGUAAUCUAAAUAGUUUGAUGGGCACACCAAUGUACAUGGCUCCAGAGAAUAUUACAGGUGCAAAGCAUGGCCGGUUUGGAUCAGAUGAUAUAUGGUCUUUAGGAUGUGUAAUAUUAGAAAUGGUGACAGGAAGAAGACCUUGGUCCAACUUAGACAAUGAGUGGGCCAUCAUGUAUCAUGUUGCUGCCGGUCAUGUUCCACCAUUACCAACAAGAAAAGAGAUGUCUGACUUGGGUAUAAAUUUUUUAUCCAAGUUUUUAUUACAAGAUCCAGAUAAGAGAGCAACUGCGGUAGAACUGCUAUUACAUCCUUGGAUUGUUGAAAUUCGAAUGUUAGCUUUUGGUACUGACGAACAAUCAGAGGUAAGCUUAUUGAAUACUUCUUCUUCCACAUCAUCUAUGACUUCUAUUGGGACAGAUAGUAAUACGCUGUCCAACAGUAACAUAUAA